GUGCCUGUUGGCAGGGCUACACUUGGUCGUAUUAUAAAUGUCAUUGGAGAGCCCAUUGAUGAAAGGGGUGAUCUAAAAACGGAACAUUAUCUCCCAAUUCACCGUGAAGCUCCGGCUUUUGUUGAGCAAGCAACAGAGCAACAGAUCCUUGUGACUGGAAUCAAGGUGGUAGAUCUUCUUGCUCCGUAUCAAAGAGGUGGAAAGAUUGGGCUUUUUGGUGGUGCAGGUGUUGGGAAGACGGUGCUUAUUAUGGAGCUUAUUAACAACGUCGCGAAGGCCCAUGGUGGUUUCUCAGUGUUUGCUGGUGUUGGUGAACGUACUCGGGAGGGUAAUGAUUUGUACAGAGAAAUGAUUGAGAGUGGUGUUAUUAAGCUUGGUGAUAAGCAGGGUGAAAGCAAAUGUGCUUUGGUAUAUGGUCAAAUGAAUGAACCUCCUGGUGCUCGUGCUCGUGUUGGGCUCACUGGGCUGACAGUUGCCGAACACUUCCGCGAUGCUGAAGGGCAAGAUGUGCUCCUUUUCAUUGAUAAUAUUUUUCGCUUCACUCAAGCCAACUCUGAGGUGUCCGCCCUCCUUGGUCGUAUUCCCUCUGCAGUCGGUUACCAGCCAACUUUAGCGACAGAUCUUGGAGGGCUUCAAGAGAGGAUUACUACAACCAAGAAGGGGUCAAUCACAUCAGUUCAAGCUAUCUAUGUGCCUGCUGAUGACUUGACUGAUCCAGCACCUGCUACCACCUUUGCUCACCUCGAUGCUACAACUGUGUUGUCUCGGCAGAUUUCUGAGCUUGGUAUUUAUCCUGCUGUGGAUCCUUUAGAUUCCACAUCCCGUAUGCUUUCUCCUCUUAUUCUAGGUGAAGAUCACUACAACACUGCACGAGGUGUACAAAAGGUUCUCCAGAACUACAAGAAUCUCCAGGAUAUUAUUGCCAUUCUGGGAAUGGAUGAACUGAGUGAAGAUGACAAAUUAACUGUUGCUCGUGCCCGUAAGAUUCAGAGGUUCUUGAGUCAGCCUUUCCACGUUGCAGAAGUAUUUACUGGUGCCCCCGGAAAGUAUGUGGAGUUGAAAGAGAGCAUCCAAAGUUUUCAGGUUAUAGGGACUUUCUUGAGUUUCGCGUCAAGGGGUGACAGAGUUGGUCUAAACCAGAUGUUGAGGCAAGGCAUUUCACCAAAUGUGCAGGACUAUGAUAAAAGAACUGCUCUACAUCUUGCUGCCAGUGAAGGACAUGCCUCUAUUGUUGAGCUUCUUUUGGCUUAUAAGGCUGACGUUAAUCUCAAAGAUAGGUGGCGCCGGACUCCCUUAACAGAUGCAAAAUUGUACGGGCACCGUGACAUAUGCAGGAUCCUUGAGGUCUGUGGUGGCAAGGAUUCCAACAAUGAUCAUCCUUUGACUGUUCGGCAUGAAGAGGAUUCAAUUGAAGAGAAUAUUGAUAUAUCCGAACUGAACUUGCAGCACUCGUCAAUGAUUGAGCAGGGCUUAUUUGGGGAGUCUGAGAAGGUCAAAUGGCGUGGAACAUGGGUGGUCAAAACAGUAAUCAAAAGGGUGUUUUCAGCUAAGGUUAAUACUUUAUUGAGGGAACUCCGACAUCCAAAUAUUUUACAGUUUCUUGGAUCAAUUGUUCAUGGUGACGAAAUGAUCUUGAUCACAGAGUAUUUGCCAAAAGGAAACUUGCAAGAUAUUUUGGGAAAGCGUCUUGACCCCACAACUGCACUACGCUAUGCGCUUGACAUAGCUAGGGGAAUGAAUUACCUCCAUCGUCACAAGCCCUUGCCUAUUGUUCACAAUAACUUGCAUCUGAAGAACUUGUUACUAGAUGAAGGUGGCCACAUAAAGAUUGGUGAAUAUUGGGUUCAAGUAUUGGAUAAUCAGAUAUAUGCAAAUCAAGACGGUUGUCAAUUAAACAGCGGAUGUAACUUAAUCAACCAUUUAUGUCAUGACAUUAGCAAAGAUAUUCAUUCAUUUGGCCUCAUCUUUUACCAGAUGCUGGAAGGAAGGCAAAUAACCGACAGGAGUUCUGAGCCCACAUCUAUCAAGUCUGUAGAUUUGGAGAAAAAGCUGUAUACAGGUCGAUACCCAAGUAGAAUUCUUCAGUUAAUAGAGGACUGCACAUGUACAGUUCCUUCGACAAGGCCAUCAUUUGCUACUGUCAUAGAAAUCCUAGAAGAAGUCUCUUUAUUAUCAAGGAAAAGAGGUUGCCCCCCGUGUAAUAAAAGCAGAAGCCCCAAGUAAAUGAAUUUGCUAGUGAUACAUAUGCUUUGAUACACCAUUAUUUUGAAAAAGUCAGUGAAGAAAACUUCUCAUCCAUGCUUCUGGUUCAUGAAUCUUAAAUGAGAUUAAUAAUUCCCUAGUUGACUUUGUGUUACUAUAA
Messenger RNA from Capsicum annuum, 2362 nucleotides. RefSeq names its product ATP synthase subunit beta, mitochondrial. Lineage: Eukaryota; Viridiplantae; Streptophyta; Magnoliopsida; Solanales; Solanaceae. Gene Ontology annotation, molecular function: protein kinase activity; ATP hydrolysis activity; proton-transporting ATP synthase activity, rotational mechanism. The record is from RefSeq and is a predicted model, not a curated record. Gene Ontology annotation, biological process: protein phosphorylation; proton transmembrane transport; proton motive force-driven mitochondrial ATP synthesis.